This is a messenger RNA of Prionailurus viverrinus (fishing cat), 3145 nucleotides long. RefSeq names its product syncytin-1-like. Lineage: Eukaryota; Metazoa; Chordata; Mammalia; Carnivora; Felidae. The transcript has 2 exons. The record is from RefSeq and is a predicted model, not a curated record. The coding region runs from base 1931 to 2971 and encodes 346 amino acids.
AGAGGAAGUGAGCACAGGAGAUAAGAAAGAAGCCUAGAGCUGGCCUGCUGUGGACUGGGAGUCUGACCUUGCCAGGUUAGCACAAUGGAAAGGCCCCUACCAAGCUUCAUGGUGAAACGAACAGCUUUUAAUCCAAAUGACUGCCCUGCCUUAGUUUAAAGCUAAAGUUCUCUUUUCUGCUUAUUAUAGAUCUUUGAUAAGAAAUACAAUUGCUGAGAAGUCUAUUUUGCUUGCUGUUUGCUAUGAGCAUUGUAAAACCUUUCCUGAAUGUAACCCGCUGUGUAAUAGAAUGGAUUGUAAACCUACCUAAAUGUAAUCUGAUAUGUGAUAAAAUGAGUAAUUGCACAUAAACUAACCGGCAUUUCUCACUUCUGUCAACCUGCUUGCUUAACACAUUCCUCACCUACCCUACCCCCUUCCCCCUUCCCCCUUUCUCCUCCUGCCACAAGUAAUGGACAAAGCCUUCCCGCCAAAGGACAGACAAAGGACGCCCAAUCAGAGAACAACAAAUGUCCUUACUUUAAAAUCAACCAAUCAGGCACCUCAUAAUUUAAAACCUCCCCUGUGCUACUUGUCUCUGUCCAUAAAAGCACUGUACCAACCCUGAUCGUGGCCUCUUGCGUUACCAGCGACGAGUGCACAGAGGACCAGGUUCGAACCUGCAAUAAACGACCCUUGCCGCUUGGCUUUGACCUACGACUCUGGUGGACUUUUGUGGGAGGAUUCGGAACUUCGGGGAUUACAUUUGGAGGUCCCACCGAGAUCUGCCCCCGAGCCCACCAGACUUCUGGUCAACGGGUCCUUUCUGAUUCCGAUCGCACGCCCACCAGGAAGUUUGGCCCAGGUUGAGAGCCAUUUAUGAAAACGGGCCCCCUCCUGAGCCGCAUCACUACUGACCCAGAGAUUGGGUAUACGUGCGGAGACACAAGCAAGAGACCCUCCAACCACGGUGGAAGGGACCCUACAUUGUGAUCUUGACUACGCCCACUGCUCUCAAAGUCGACGGGAUUGCUACCUGGAUCCAUUACACGCACGCCCGACCAGCUGAUCCCUUUGCGAUUCGAGAAGACUUUGUGCCAGAAGCCAAUACCGCCUGGACGGUUGACCUGAGUGAGACCCACCCUUUAAAAUUAACUCUGAGUCGAAAACGACCCCAGAGACCAAACCCGCAACCUUAGCCCCCCCCCCCCCAACCUAAUCUCGCGCCAUACUCUCCUUAAACAUGAUCAGGGUAUUAAUCUCUAUUCUGCUGGCCCUAAACUUCAGACCCUUAAAAGGAGGACUAAAUGCCCCCGUUGACAAACGGAAAUUAUAUGAAGCUCUGUAUGGAAGGCCCUGUGAUUGCAGAGGUGGCAUAGUUAAAACCCUUACCCUGCCACAUGGUAAAAGACUAAAAACCAUAGCCGGCUCUAUAGGAAAGGGUGGUCACUAUCAGCAAAUAUAUACUCAAACCCAAGACUGUUGGGACCACAAUUGCUCACUUAACCUGGACCUAUGACAUCACAGGACCCCAAAAACAGCAAUGGAUAUGUGUUAACAAACCUAAACCCCUGCCCCCACAGCAAAAUGCCCUUGCUCUACUUUCCAGGAAUCGAUGCAUAGCUCUUGUUAUGACUCCUAUCAACAAUGUAUGGGGCCAGACAAUUCCACAAGCUACUUUACAGCUAUCUUACAGAGUACCAGGGCCGCAAAAGUUAGUGAUAAUAAUAUGCAACUUCAAGCUGGCUGCCAUGGUUUAGUUGGAGAAGCCGUCUGCUGGAACCCUCGAGCCCCUAUACAUGUGUCUGAUGGCGGAGGACCCCAAGACACUGCCAGACAGAUAGAAACACAAGCGAAACUUGAAAAAAUUGCAAAACAUAUGUAUCCACAGCUUAACUACAACCCCCUAAUUCUCCCUAAGCACAGCCCUUAGGAGUUAGACCCUCAGACGAUGUCUAUCCUACAAACCACUCUCUCGCUCUUAAACACCACUAACCCAAUUUUAGCCCAAGAUUGCUGGCUGUGCCUACCCCAACAAGCUCCCCGACCCAUCGCCAUCCCCGCCAUACUUAAUAUUAGUAUAACCGACGACUGCUUCCCUUCCUCCUUACCUCCACCUUUCCCUGUUCAGUUUAUCAGUCCGUUCAACACUUCUUGCUUCAUAAACAACUUUACCUCUCAGAACAACAGCAUAGAUGUAGGAAUCACGUCCCUUGCCCAAUGCCACCAGUACAUCACUAUCAACUCCUCCCUAUGCAGUACUAAUACUACUGUAUUCGUCUGCGGGAACAACCUAGCUUACACCGACCUUCCCCAUAAUUGGACCGGAAUAUGUGUCCUAGCCACCUUGCUACCCGAUAUCGACUUGGUUGCAGGAGAAACCCCCAUGCCCAUUCCUAGCCUGGAUUUUGUAGCUGGCAGAUCCAAACGAGCUGUAACUAUUAUUCCCCUCCUGGCAGGUCUGGGAAUUACAGGCGCUGUAGCUGCAGGGACAGCAGGAUUAGGAGUCUCUAUACACUCCUAUCAGCAACUCUCCCAACAGCUAAUCAACGAUGUCGAGACCUUGUCAGGGACAAUCCAAGAUCUGCAAGAUCAGCUAGAUUCCCUGGCAGAGGUAAUGUUACAGAACAGGAGGGGAUUAGAUCUGCUAACCGCAGAACAAGGUGGCAUUUGCUUAGCCCUGCAAGAAAAAUGUUGCUUUUAUGCCAAAAAAUCGGGAAUAGUUCGAACCAAAAUCAAACAGCUCCAAGAGGACCUCGCACGCCGACGGAAAGAAAUGGCCGAAAACCCACUGUGGUCAGCACUCCAUGGGUUUCUACCUUACCUUCUCCCCCUUCUAGGCCCCCUACUAGGUCUUCUCCUCCUUCUUGCCGUCGGCCCUAUUACAUUCAACAAAAUAAUGAACUUUAUCAGAGAUAGACUAAACGCCAUUCAGGUUAUGGUCCUUAGGCCGCAAUAUCAACUCCUAGAUAUAAAAAGCGAGCUCAAUUAAAUAACGCUGGAGGGCCCAAGAUUGGGUCCCCAGGUACUUGAGACAGGGGGGAAUGAAAAGAACAGCUUUUAAUCCAAAUGACUGCCCUGCCUUAGUUUAAAGCUAAAGUUCUCUUUUCUGCUUAUUAUAGAUCUUUUUUUUUUUUUAAUUUUUUUUCAAUGUUUAUUUAUUUUU